CGCAGCGGUCACGGAAACUUUACCCGGAAAACUGGUAAAUUGUAGAUGCAGCGUUAAAAUGAGUCAAUCAAAAAUAACCGUAAUACCGAGCGUCUCACUCGCUGAGGACUUUGGAGGAUCGCAUGCUGAGCUGAGGAACAUGCUAUCCAAAAUGCAGAUUCAACAGGAGCUGGUGGCGAAGCAGUUGAAGGAGUUCGCGGCACUUCCGAUCGUCCAAAACUCUUGCGAAUAUCAGCAGCUUAAGUACUUGGCCACGAGCCUUCCCCUGUUCGAAUAUCCCUCGGAGUCCUUCGAUGGGUGGUAUUUCAAGUACGGUGAGAUUUUCCAAGAAGAAACUACAUCAUUGAACGAUCGGGCAAAGGUGCAGCUGCUGGUAUCAAGAUUGGGAGACUUGGAGAUGAAAAAGUACAUCAACAGUAUCGCUCCUUUGCGAGUGAACGAGCUAACAUUCCGCGAGACGAUUGCUAAACUCAUGUCGCUGUUUGCGAAAACCAAAUCGCGUACCACUCGUCGACUGCAGUACAUCCAGUUGGAGAAAGAGGAGAACGAAGCGAUAAUCAACUAUGGCCUGAGGGUAGAUAAAGCAUUUUGUGCUGCUGAAAUGGAAGAGAUAAGCCCGAACGAACUGAAGUGCCUGAUGUUCGUGUUGGGAUUAAAGAGCCCGAAGGAAGCAGCACUGCGAAAGUGGCUAAUCGAACGGAUGGAUGAAAAGGGGUCUGGUCUGAAGUUGAGCGACCUGCAGAAACUGUGCGACCAGUUUAAGGAGAAUACAACCAAAAAGAAUGCCAUUACGAAAAUCGAUGAGAUCCAGGCGAAAGUGUGGCGCACGGUUCAUCUGGACUUUUUCCAGAUUGAGCAGGACCACAUCGUCGUUCUGUUUGAUGCAUAUUCGCAUUGGCCGGAAGUGUAUAAGAGCUCGAAUAGCAGAGCAUUUACAAUCGUCGAUACUAUGCAAGCGAUAUUUUCACGCUUUGGCCUACCGCAGACACUGGUCUUAUCGUGUGAUCCAUCUUUAACUCAGGUCAAGAGCAAUCUGUUUAUUGAAUACUGCGAUGACAAUGACAUUUUCUUCACGAUACCAAAGGGCCACUCAGAAGUGUCGUCGCAUGCAGAUUAUUUGGACUUUAGACAUAAAUUGAAACGAGCCAUCGAGGAACGCCCUGGCACGAAGAAUUGCGUCGAGGCUUUAAGACCGUUUUUGGUAAAACAUAAAAAUCAAACGUUCCAUGGUGCACCUCACCACAAAACACCCGCUGAGCUAAUGCUAGGCCGUAGUUUGCGGGUUACAGAGGAAGAACCACCGACAUAUUUUGUUGGUGGGUUCGGCAUGAUCGCUACCGAUUAUCCUUAUUAAAUGAUUUUUCCAACACUAACAUGAAUUAUUCUUCAAAAGUAAACAUGAAAUUCCAGUGAAGUAAAAAUGCGAUUCUUAAGAAUUAUACAAUAUGUAUUAAAAUGAAAUAAAAAUGCCAUAUUUUGUUAUUUUGUAAUCCAACUCAUCUUUGAUGCUAUUACGAGUAGCAAAGCGUUAACGCUGCAAGGAUCGUUGCAAUGUAUGUU
Molecule: messenger RNA, 1560 nt
Organism: Anopheles aquasalis
Lineage: Eukaryota; Metazoa; Arthropoda; Insecta; Diptera; Culicidae
Molecular function (GO): nucleic acid binding
Source: RefSeq, a predicted model, not a curated record